AUGACGGGCGCUACUACUAAACCCCAUCGCUUGGAUGGUCAAGUCGCGUUAGUGACUGGAUCGGGGCGAGGCAUUGGUGCCGCUAUCGCAGUGUAUCUGGGUAGUCUAGGCGCCAAGGUCGUUGUCAACUAUGCCAACAGCGUCAAAGAUGCGGAAAAAGUUGUUGCGCAGAUCAAGUCCGAUGGCUCAGAUGCCGUGGCUUUCAAGGCCGACAUUCGCGAUGUGAGCCAAAUCGCGAAGUUGUUUGAUGAUUCUAUUGAACAUUUUGGACGCCUAGACAUUGCUGUUAGCAACUCUGGCGUGGUUAGUUUCGGCCACCUCAAAGAUGUCACAGAAGAAGAGUUCGAUCGAGUUUUUAGUCUGAAUACUCGUGGCCAGUUUUUCGUUGCAAGAGAAGCGUACCGAGUUUUGACUCAAGGUGGACGCAUUAUUCUGACAUCGUCCAACACGGCCAAAGAUUUCAGCGUGCCGCGCCACUCUCUUUAUUCUGGCUCAAAGGGGGCAAUUGAUUCAUUCGUUCGCAUAUUCUCCAAAGACUGUGGGGACAAAAAGAUCACCGUCAAUGCUGUGGCUCCAGGAGGAACUGUCACGGACAUGUUCCACGAGGUGUCGCAUCACUACAUACCAAAUGGAGAGAGAUACACCGCCGAGCAGCGCCAGGAAAUGGCUGCCCAUGCUUCCCCUUUGCACCGAAAUGGUUUUCCAGAGGAUGUUGCUCGCGUUGUUGGCUUCCUUGCGAGCAAGGAGGGCGAAUGGGUAAAUGGUAAGGUGAUUACCUUGGAUGGUGGAGCUGCUUAA
Molecule: messenger RNA, 798 nt
Organism: Beauveria bassiana ARSEF 2860
Lineage: Eukaryota; Fungi; Ascomycota; Sordariomycetes; Hypocreales; Cordycipitaceae
Product: 17beta-hydroxysteroid dehydrogenase
Exons: 1
Coding region: 1-798 (265 amino acids)
Molecular function (GO): oxidoreductase activity
Source: RefSeq, a predicted model, not a curated record